GGAUGACUCAGAUGGCAUGUAUAUGGAACAAGAGUUAAUCUGCUCCAGGCGGCGUGGUGUCGCUGUAGUGAAGACAAUGGACGGUCGCAAAUUUGACAUUUUUGGGAGAAUCAGCAGCGAAAAGCUAUCUAAAGAAACACACUACUCAACUUAUUUGGUGCACAGACUAUCACCGAAGCAUGGCCACUGCGACCUCUCAUUCAAGGGAGUGUGUAGAUUUGUAGACAAUGAGGGUAGAGAUGAGGCUGAAAGUAGAGUUUGGCCUUAUUAUGUCCCGUCUACUGUUUCUAGAGAUGACGGGUGGUUGGAGACGAAAAUUGGGAGCUUUUUCAAUGUUGGAGGGAACCUUGGUGAUGUUGAACCUUGUUUGUUUAGUGUUAUGCUUCAGUGUCACCGAUUCCUCAGUGUGCUAGGGCUUGAAUUUCGGGCCGGAACUACUUCUGGAGGUAUGGCGGAUUGGGGAUUUUGUGAAGAAUUCUUGGAAGAAAAAGCCAAAUUCUAGGCAGUGAUCAUAACAUUAUCUAGCUAGUGAUGUGAAGCAAAACAAAAAACAACUUUUUCUUGUGGAAAUACAUAUAGACUACUACGUAUAUCACAUUGGUAACUUACAGGAAAUUGCAUGUAAUACUCC
Cuscuta epithymum is the source of this 631-nucleotide messenger RNA. The record is from the annotation of a GenBank genome assembly. NCBI's taxonomy places the organism in Eukaryota, Viridiplantae, Streptophyta, Magnoliopsida, Solanales, Convolvulaceae.